UUUCUUCGUCCUCCCGUCGUUCCUGCCUUCUUCGUUCUCACCACUCUACAGAACAGGUCGUCUUCCUCCUCGCCAAUACUGCUGCAAACGCCGGCGAAUCCCUAGACGAUUUCGAGCCGUAUCCAAGCCGGCCUCCGGCGAUUCCGACCGCUCCCGCUCCCGGAGCGCAAAUCGGCACCUAAUUGAAGCUCUCGUGCUUCAUAGCUCCCACCUCUCCAAUGGCGACCGAAGCACCAGAGCAAUUCCCUUCGGCCGACAAAGUCCAAUCGCUUUCCAUUUCUGAACCUCAGGCCGAAGACCAACCCUCUAGUUCUUCUAAUCCAACCGCUCCAUUGAGCUUGGAGGAGAAGUACCGGAUCGUGAGGAGCGUGGCGGAGGAGUGCAUUCAAGAAGAUGAGCUUCAGAAUCUGCUGGCUCACAAGGCCGAACCCAUCUGCUACGAUGGGUUUGAACCCUCCGGUCGAAUGCACAUUGCUCAGGGAGUUAUGAAAACCAUAAAUGUGAACAAACUGACAUCCGCUGGUUGCCGAGUGAAGAUAUGGAUUGCAGAUUGGUUUGCACAGUUGAAUAACAAGAUGGGGGGUGAUUUGAAAAAGAUAGAGACAGUUGGCCGCUACAUGAUUGAGAUAUGGAGGGCUGCGGGGAUGAAUUUGGACACCGGAAAAGUUGAGUUUCUGUGGUCGUCAAAGGAGAUUAAUGCGAGAGCACAUGAGUACUGGCCUCGUGUGAUGGAUAUAGCUCGGAAAAAUAAACUUCCUAGAAUCAUUAGGUGUAGUCAGAUUAUGGGUCGAACUGAGCAAGAUGAGUUAACGGCAGCCCAAAUUCUCUACCCAUGCAUGCAGUGUGCAGAUAUAUUCUUCCUUCAGGCAGACAUCUGCCAGUUGGGAAUGGAUCAACGUAAAGUCAAUGUGCUUGCAAGAGAGUAUUGCGAUGACAUAAAAAAGAAGAACAAGCCUAUUAUCUUAUCACACCACAUGUUACCUGGUUUGCAGCAAGGGCAGGAGAAAAUGUCGAAAAGUGAUGUAUCGUCCUCCAUAUUCAUGGAAGACGAAGAGGCUGAAGUGAAUUUGAAGAUAAAGAAAGCUUACUGUCCUCCAAAUGUUGUUGAUGGGAAUCCAUGUAUGGAAUAUGUGAAGUAUCUAAUUCUACCUUGGUUCAAUGAGUUUGUUGUAGAGCGGACUGAAAAGAAUGGUGGAAAUAAAACCUUCAAAACCUUUGAAGAAUUAGCUGCAGAUUAUGAAAGCGGCGAGCUACAUCCAGCAGACCUAAAAUCAGCUUUAUCAAAGGCAUUGAACAAGAUACUCGAGCCUGUACGAGCACACUUCAAGAAUGACAAAGCUGCCAAACAGCUAUUGCAAAGUGUUAAGAACUAUAGAGUCACCAGGUGAUAACUGCAAUGGAGCUUGGAUUUCUCCUUGUUGCCCUUCUGCUCGCUCGAUCCUGAUUCGUGGAUGAAAAGACCUGUAUUUUUCGGAGAUGCAAAAUAUAUACUGUUUAGCAGAAACGAUAUGCUUAGGUGCUUUUGAAUUUGGUCUCUCAUAUAUUAGAUAAUAUACAUGAAAUUGUUUGGGUUCCACGGCUAUUAGUUCAUAUUACUGUUUCAUUUCUGUUCUCAAAAUUCCGAGGAAGGGAUUUUCUUUGACCAUUCUGUUUGUUUUUGUAUGGUGAAGAACAAGGGAAAUAUGUCCUUGGCUGGUUGAUGGAAUAAGUGGAAAAGCCAGUACAAUAUAUCUCUAUAAGCUUUGAUUAGCAGCAGGGUGGAAUCUUGUGUUUAAA
Molecule: messenger RNA, 1776 nt
Organism: Malus domestica (apple)
Lineage: Eukaryota; Viridiplantae; Streptophyta; Magnoliopsida; Rosales; Rosaceae
Product: tyrosine--tRNA ligase 1, cytoplasmic-like
Biological process (GO): tyrosyl-tRNA aminoacylation
Cellular component (GO): cytoplasm
Molecular function (GO): tyrosine-tRNA ligase activity; ATP binding
Source: RefSeq, a predicted model, not a curated record